AUGCCAGAAAUACAUGGCAACGCACAGCCCAUCAGUUGCACCGUGUCUAAUGCAGUGGGUCACUUAUUCCUUUUCAAAUAUGAGUCCAAAAAUGGCAUUUUCGUGCAACAAUCCCGCUGCGCAGCCUCGGAAACUUCCUCCGCUCUCCUGCGGAAUCAGCCCCUGGCUGCGCACCGGAAGACCGCUGGUACGCUCAGGAGUACAACUACGUGGGUGGCUUUUACGAGGGCUGCAACGAAGAAAAGAUCAUGGAGGAAAUAUACAAUCACGGGUGCGGCUGCCCCCCCACAGCGUCCGCCACCUCUCUUAUACCAUUCCCGUAGGCCUGUUGUGGCGGCCCUUGACGCCCCUGACGCUCUUUUUCUUUACGAAGAUGGCUUUUUUGAUGUGAAGCCUUCUGACCACGGGAAGCUGUGCGACUCGCCCAACAAGGGGCUGACAGGUUUGUGCAGCUUUCUCUCUGGCUGUGUGCAGCAGUUUCACCCCCGCGGGACUCUACCAGGAUGGGAAUACACGAACCACGCCAUAGCGAUCGUGGGCUGGGGUGAAGACCCGUAG
Messenger RNA from Eimeria tenella, 558 nucleotides. RefSeq lists its product as uncharacterized. The transcript has 2 exons. The record is from RefSeq and is a predicted model, not a curated record. Lineage: Eukaryota; Apicomplexa; Conoidasida; Eucoccidiorida; Eimeriidae. The coding region runs from base 1 to 558 and encodes 185 amino acids.